AUGUACAUCACCCUACUACUACCUAGUCACCCGGCUCCCCGACUCCCUUCGCUCGGGGUUGCCCCCCUCCCUCCUUUUGCCCUCUGUUGCUUCUGCUGCUGCGGUCGACUUCGUUGGCUCCGAGUCGGUCGGCGCUGCGUCUCCCCUAGCGGGAGACGCCGCAACAGCAAGGGCAAGGGGGGUAAGGACGCUGGAGGAGCUGGCGGGGGCGCUGGAGGCGGCGGAGGGGGUGGAGGUGGCGGUGGGGGUGGUGGCGGGGGUGGGGGCUUCGGUGGCGGCGGUGGAGGAGUAGGCGGCGGCCGCGGCGGCGGCAGUGGCGGUGGGAGCGGGGGAGGCGGCAGUGGUGGCGGUGGCGGCGGCGGCGGUGGAGCUGGUCGGGGUGGCUCUGUGCAGCGGGGCAGCUUCGGUGGUGGUCAGCGCCAGCAGCAGCAGCGCACUCGUGAGACCCCGCCCCCCCAGCAGCUUCGUGAGUGGUACGCUGCGCGUCAGCGGGGUGGGGGUGCUGGUCCCUGUGCCUACGUCCUGCGUACCGGCGACCGCACUGGUGAGCCGUGCGGUGGCCCGCACACCACCCAGCGCUGCUUCGGCCGCCUGACAGAUGCCUGUCGUCUCCAGUUCCCUGACGCCACUGAGAUCCCUCGCUGGGGCGAGCUGCUUAGGUCGGGGGUUGCUAUCUUUGAUCUUGAUUAUGAUGCUACUCUUGCUGCCAUGUAUGUUGUGUCUACUAGUGAUGACGAUGAGUGUAACCUGUGUGUUCCGCCUGACCCGGGCAUUGAGGCUGCUGCUCUAGGUGCUGGUGAGGCUGCUGCUCUAGGUGCUAGUGCGUCUGCUGCUCCAGGUGCUGGUGAGUCUGCUCCCCCAGGUGCUGGUGAGUCUGCUCUCUCAGGUACCACGUCGGCUCAGGAUGGGGGGGUUGACCAGUUCACUCCUGCGAGUCAGCGAGUGACCCACUGCACGUGUGCUCUGACGGGCCGACACUUGGCCACGUUUAACCCAUCAGCCAGGGUCGAGCCUCACCACCGCCUUGGUCACCCCUCCCUGCCUCAUCUCCGAGGCAUGGCCUCCCGUGUCCUUGUCUCUGGUCUCCCCCGGUCCCUCCCUCCUCUUCCUCCGGGGCCUGCCCCUACCUGCGUUCCCUGCGUCGAGGGGCGGCAGCGCGCCGCUCCUCACUCCUCCGAGUUUGCUCCGACAGAGGCUCCGCUGCAGACGCUUCACCUGGACGUGUGGGGCCCCGCCCGCGUCCGUGGACAGGGUCACGAGCGUUACUUCCUGUUGGUAGUUGACGACUACUCGCGUUACACCACAGUCUUCCCCUUGCGCAGCAAGGGGGAGGUCACUGAGGCGGAGAGUUUUCCCUCUGACCUUCUACGAGCCUUCUGUCGUGCACGGGGCAUCCGCCAGACGUUCACGCUUCCGGCCUCUCCACAGCAAAAUGGGAUUGCUGAGCGCCGCAUUGGCAUGGUCAUGGACGUCGCUCGUACGUCCAUGAUCCAUGCGGCUGCUCCCCAUUUUCUGUGGCCGUUCGCGGUUCAGUACGCGGCGCAUCAGAUCAACCUUCAGCAACGGCUGUCCCCCCGUGCUGUUCCCUGGGUCUUCCUUGGCUUCCCCCCUGACGCGCCUGGUUGGCACUUUUACCACCCCACCUCGCGCCGUGUUCUGUCCUCCCAGGACGUCACGUUUGACGAGUCGGUUCCUUACUACUGUCUCUUCCCCUACCGCACUGCACCCCUCCCCCCGCCGCCGCUCUUCCUCGCGCCAGGUCCCCACCCGGUAGACCCCCUUCCCCCUCAGGUUCCUGCCCCCUGA
Molecule: messenger RNA, 1806 nt
Organism: Closterium sp. NIES-65
Lineage: Eukaryota; Viridiplantae; Streptophyta; Zygnematophyceae; Desmidiales; Closteriaceae
Source: the annotation of a GenBank genome assembly